Molecule: messenger RNA, 1023 nt
Organism: Knipowitschia caucasica
Lineage: Eukaryota; Metazoa; Chordata; Actinopteri; Gobiiformes; Gobiidae
Source: the annotation of a GenBank genome assembly
AUGGGGAGAGAGGGAGGAGGGGGGGAGAAAGGGGAAAGAGGAGGAGAGAGGGGGCACAGAGACCUCUGCCCUUACUACUGCAGUUACUACAGGAGGCGUCUGUCGGAGCAGCUGGCUCAGACCCCGUCCUCCUUCAGGAAGGACCCAGAGGAUCCAUCUGCUGUGGCCCUCAAGGAACCAUGGACCGAGAAAGUCCGGAGGAUCCGGGACGUGUCCCCGUACGGACACCUUCCGUCCUGGAGACUUCUGUCGGUGAUCGUGAAGUGUGGAGACGACCUCAGGCAGGAGCUGCUCGCGUCACAGGUUCUACAGGUCCUACAGAGCGUGUGGCAGCAGGAGCGGGUGCCCCUGUGGAUUAAGCCGUACCGGAUCCUGGUUCUGUCGUCGGACUCGGGGAUGAUUGAGCCGGUCCUGAACGCUGUGUCUCUGCACCAGAUUAAGAAGCAGAACCCUGUGUCUCUGAUGGACUUCAUGGUCCAGGAACAUGGUCCUCAGACCAGCGAGGGCUUCCUGAGCGCACAGAGGAGCUUCGUCCAGUCCUGCGCUGGGUACUCGCUGGUCUGCUACCUGCUGCAAGUCAAGGACAGACACAAUGGUAACAUCUUGUUGGACUCUGAAGGACACAUCAUCCACAUAGACUUUGGCUUCAUCCUCUCCAGCUCUCCCAAGAACCUGGGCUUCGAGACCUCUGCCUUCAAGCUGACCGCAGAGUUCGUGGAGGUGAUGGGAGGACCAGAUGGAGACAUGUUUAAUUACUACAAGUUGCUGAUUCUUCAGGGUUUGAUCGCUGCUCGAAAACAUAUGGACAAAGUUCUACAGAUCGUGGAGAUCAUGCAGCAAGGGUCUCAGCUGGCCUGUUUCCAUGGCAGCAGUACUCUUCGGACUCUGAAGGAGAGAUUCCACAUGAACCAGACUGAGGACCAGCUUCAGGACCUGGUCCAGGCUCUGGUCCAAGGAUCCAUGAGGUCCCUGACCACCCGGCUCUACGAUGGCUUCCAAUACCUGACCAAUGGCAUCAUGUAG